Centropristis striata (black sea bass) is the source of this 3945-nucleotide messenger RNA. RefSeq names its product neuroligin 1 (gene nlgn1). NCBI's taxonomy places the organism in Eukaryota, Metazoa, Chordata, Actinopteri, Perciformes, Serranidae. Gene Ontology annotation, cellular component: cell surface; synapse; postsynaptic specialization membrane. The transcript is spliced from 11 exons. Gene Ontology annotation, biological process: synaptic vesicle endocytosis; postsynaptic membrane assembly; neuron cell-cell adhesion. The coding region runs from base 1075 to 3648 and encodes 857 amino acids. Gene Ontology annotation, molecular function: neurexin family protein binding; signaling receptor activity. The record is from RefSeq and is a predicted model, not a curated record.
GACUGGAGGAGAGGAGAGGAGGAAGAGGAGGAGGAGGGGGAGAGAGGAGAGGAGGAGAGAGCAGAGAGAGAGGACGGUGUUUUAUCAGCCAAGUGCAGCCUGAAUCGUGAGGAGCGGACGAUGGGGAGAAAAUUCCCACUCUUGUUUCUUUUUCUCCAACAUCACCGUCAUUAACAUGUAGACCGGCGCGUGCCAGAGGAUCCGGAGCGCAGUGGUCUUUGCAGUCUAGGAGAAUAUAAUUCUAAUUAUAGUUGUGAAUGAAAAACAUUUUGGAUUAACAGCGGACUUGUUUUUUGGACUAAAGGGGUUUCCUAAUUGUUUCCGUGCGUGUGUAAAUGUUGGACCGCAUUUAACCUGAGUUUCUACCCUCUGGAGUGAAAAGUGCGCCAGCCUUAUUUCCCAGGCUUAUUUCCCCAACGCUUGAGCGUCGGUAUUUUUUGGGAGGCUAUAUGGCUUUUGGAAGGAAUGCACCUUAUCCUAACGGGACGUAACGCACAGAGGAAUAUUGUCUGAGGUGGAGAGAAAAAAAAAGCAGCGGAUGGGAUCCUGCCUUAACGGGGACACAUUCUGGACUGGACCGAACUACUGCGAGUACAACCACAGCACCACCACUCCUGCUUCUGCUGCUGUACAUGGCAGUCACCUCAAAAUGAUGGAACCCCUCAUCACUCACUGGCUUGUCUACCUUCUGAGAAUUGGAGCUUAACAAUGCUAUUUCUGUUGUUUUCUUCCUCAUUGCAGCGCUUGUUGGCAGGACCUUUAUGAGGAAUAUUUUCCAUAUUGUAAGGAAUAUUUCUCAGAUUUCCCUUCACCAAGUUGCAGGAAACUGAUGGCUGCUACAUUUCCCCCGGAUGGUUUGCACUGCCUGGAUUUGAAUAAGGAUCAUUAGCAACCACAACCUGUUCUGCUCCGGAGUUACCGACUUACUUAUGCCUGUGUGUGAAUGUGAUUUUAGUGUGAUUGUGUGUUUGUGUUUGCAUCUGCAUGGCGUAAGUAAAGGAUAGAAAAUAAGACAUUUUUACUCGGAAAGUACAGAGGACGCAGCAAACAAGUUGAAGACGAGGAGUAGCAGCUAUGUCCCACUGUAGGCACCAUUCAAGGACCGGGUGUCGGCUACUUCAGACUGCCAAGAGUGGGAGCAGGAUGAUGGGAUACGUAAGGCUUGAAGGCUCCUGGUGGGUGUCCUCUCUAAUAUGGCUGGGACUGCUGCUGCUGCAGGCAUCUCCAGCCGCCGUAUCGGCUCAGAAACUGGACGAGAACGACCCGGUGGUCACCACCACGUACGGCAAGCUGCGAGGUGUCAAGAAGGAGCUCAACAACGAGAUCCUGGGUCCAGUCGUGCAGUUUCUCGGCGUCCCGUACGCCGCCCCGCCCACCGGCGAGCGCCGAUUCCAGCCGCCUGAGCCGCCGGUGUCGUGGCCGGAGAUCCGCAAUGCGACCCACUUCGCCCCGGUGUGCCCUCAGAGCAUCGUGGAGGGACGCUUGCCGGACGUGAUGCUGCCAGUGUGGUUCACCAACAGCAUUGACGUGGUGUCCACGUACGUCCAGGACCAGAGCGAGGACUGCCUCUAUAUUAACAUCUACGUCCCCACUGAGGAUGGUCCCCUUACAAAGAAACACACUGAUGAUUUAGGUGAUAGUGACCGCACGGACGACGAAGACAUUAGGGAGAGUGGAAGCCCCAAGCCGGUGAUGGUUUUCAUCCACGGGGGCUCGUACAUGGAAGGAACUGGGAAUAUGUUUGACGGCAGCAUCCUGGCCAGCUAUGGAAAUGUGAUUGUCAUAACUGUCAACUACAGGCUGGGCGUCCUAGGGUUUCUGAGUACAGGUGACCAGGCAGCCAAAGGGAAUUACGGUCUGCUGGACCAGAUCCAGGCUCUGCGUUGGACCAGUGAGAACAUUGCAGCCUUCGGCGGCGACCCGUUACGUAUCACUGUGUUUGGCUCUGGCGCUGGAGCUUCCUGUGUCAACCUGCUCACGCUGUCUCACUACUCAGAGGGCAACCGCUGGAGCAACUCCACCAAAGGACUUUUCCAGAGAGCCAUCGCCCAGAGUGGCACCGCUCUGUCCAGCUGGGCUGUCAGUUUCCAGCCGGCCAAGUAUGCCCGGAUGCUGGCCCGUAAGGUCGGCUGUAACCUGGAGGACACUGUGGAGCUUGUGAGUUGCCUUCAGAGGAAACAUUACAAGGAGCUGGUGGAUCAAGACAUCCAGCCAGCCCGCUAUCACAUCGCCUUCGGACCUGUUAUUGAUGGAGAUGUUAUACCUGAUGACCCUCAGAUACUCAUGGAGCAAGGGGAGUUCCUCAACUACGAUAUCAUGCUGGGAGUUAACCAGGGGGAGGGCCUUAAGUUUGUGGAGCUUAUCGUGGACAACGAGAAUGGCGUCCAGGCUAACGACUUUGACUACGCCGUGUCCAGCUUUGUGGAUGACCUUUAUGGCUAUCCAGAGGGGAAAGACAUCCUCCGAGAGACCAUCAAGUUCAUGUACACAGACUGGGCUGACAGGCACAACCCGGAGACCCGCCGGAAAACUCUACUGGCCCUUUUCACCGAUCACCAGUGGGUGGCCCCUGCUGUCGCAACAGCCGACCUGCACUCCAGCUUUGGGUCACCGACAUACUUCUACGCCUUCUACCACCACUGUCAGACAGAACAGGUACCACCGUGGGCAGAUGCAGCGCAUGGAGAUGAGAUCCCUUAUGUGUUUGGUCUGCCGAUGAUUGGACCAACAGAGCUGUUUCCCUGCAACUUUUCCAAGAAUGACGUGAUGCUCAGUGCUGUGGUCAUGACCUACUGGACAAACUUCGCCAAAACAGGGGAUCCAAACCAGCCUGUCCCCCAGGACACCAAGUUCAUCCACACCAAGCCCAAUCGCUUUGAAGAAGUGGCUUGGACACGCUACAACCAGAAAGACCAGCUUUACCUCCACAUCGGCCUGAAGCCCAGAGUAAAAGAGCAUUACCGCGCCAACAAGGUCAACUUGUGGUUGGAGCUGGUUCCUCAUCUGCACAGCCUCAACGAGGUCACCCAGCUCAUCCCCACCACCACCAAGAUCCCUCCGCCAGAGGCGACCAACCGCACCCCAAAGACAAAGGUUCUGGUGACCAAGCGCCCUAACCCGACUCCGUUCCCGACCGAGACCCAGGACAGCCACAACCAGCCGCACCUGGUGGACCAGCGCGACUACUCCACCGAGCUGUCGGUGACCAUCGCCGUAGGAGCUUCCCUGCUCUUCCUCAACAUCCUGGCCUUUGCCGCCCUUUACUACAAGAAGGACAAGCGCCGGCACGACGUCCACAGACGCUGCAGCCCCCAGCGGAGCGCCGCCAACGACCUGGCUCACACCCAGGAGGAGGAGAUCAUGUCCCUGCAGAUGAAGCAGCACUCGGACCUAGACUGCAGGGGAGUGGGCGACUCCCUGCACCCGCAUGACGUGGUGCUGAGGACUGCCUGCCCGCCGGACUACACUCUGGCCAUGAGGCGCUCUCCAGACGACAUCCCGCUUAUGACGCCAAACACCAUAACCAUGAUCCCCAGCACCAUGGGGGGGCUCACCUCGCUCCACUCUUUCAACACCUUCCCCAGCAGCGGGCAAAAUAACACCCUACCCCAUCCGCACCCACACUCACACUCCACCACCCGGGUAUAGCCCUGUGGAUGCACUCACGCAGGCAGGACUCUGAAGGCUGAGGCUAAAGCUAACGCCACUGCUGCAGCAGAGACUUAAGGCCGAAAUGCUGACAACCACAGAUAUGUCAGGAGCUGAAACGCCAGCCUGGAGUUGCCAGACACCCAUGGAAUUACACUGGGAUUGUACAACACCCUGUUAAUACCGGAGGGAAUAUAUUCAAGGGGUUUCUGGGGGUUUGGACCUGAGGGAAAAAAAAGAAUAAUUAUGUUUUUUGUAGAAAAAACAAAAGACAAGAAGAAAAAAGUACAAAUAAGG